Saccostrea cuccullata (small rock oyster) is the source of this 3133-nucleotide messenger RNA. RefSeq lists its product as uncharacterized. The record is from RefSeq and is a predicted model, not a curated record. Gene Ontology annotation, biological process: regulation of cell cycle; negative regulation of apoptotic process. The transcript is spliced from 10 exons. Gene Ontology annotation, cellular component: nucleus; cytoplasm. Gene Ontology annotation, molecular function: cysteine-type endopeptidase inhibitor activity involved in apoptotic process. The coding region runs from base 11 to 3100 and encodes 1029 amino acids. NCBI's taxonomy places the organism in Eukaryota, Metazoa, Mollusca, Bivalvia, Ostreida, Ostreidae.
GAAUAACCCAAUGGAUGUGAUAACAACACCAGUUAAUUAUGGUGGCAGGACUCAUCAGCAAAAUUUGGAAAAAAAUAAGAAACACUAUACAAAUGGAGAAAAUAUGAUAAAAUUUGGAAAAAUCCUUGAAUGUCUUGUGGAAAAUGAUGGAAAACCGCCAGACAAUGACAGAAUAUAUUUCUCUGAACAUGGAGAUAAUAAACAGCAAAUGAAUAUUGUAGUGUUCCGUCCAACACAACUCCAGCAUGAAAAAAUUCACGAAUUACGAUUUUUUGAAAAAGAGAAAAGUGAAACACUCACACAAGAUGAGCUAACAGAUUAUAUAGGAAAAAGAUUAACUAAAGAAACCAGUGAUGAAAGCCUAAUAGCUGUAUUAGAUAUGAUAAGAGUGACUUCAAAUCCGCAGGAAGUCUUGAAAAUUUUGAACAAAUGUUCUACAUCUUCAAAAGUUUCUAUUCAAAAGAGAAAAUUGGCAGUAUUUCAAAAAACGCUCAGAAAUAAUGAAGGUUAUCUAAAAAAAUCAACUGUAAUACACUUUCAAAUUGAUAUAGAAUCUGAUGACACUGUUAAGUCCAAAAUUCAGAAAGCCAUCAAAAAUAUUGAAGGUCUGAGAAAGACUGAGUAUUCUCAAAGUGAUAGUGAUAAAGAAGAAAAUCAAAUAUUUGAUCAGUUUAUUGGAGAAAAAGCUGACAAAACAAAAGAUGAAGAUGAAAGAGAUUUCUUGAAAAAGCCAUUGACUGAUGAACUUAAAUCUGAGAGUAUAAAAACACUGAAAGAAAGAUUAAGGAAAUUUAUAAAAGAUGACGAACAUUGGCCAAUGAACUCUAUACAGAAAGUACCUCUAAGUUCAGUUCCCCCUCUGUGUAGAUCACCUAUUUUUUUAUUAACUGAAAGCAAGAGACAUAUGAUGGAAGAACAUGGUCUUCACUUUUCAAAUGAGGAGGUGAUGUUGCCAUUUCUUACUAUAGCUCUAAAUGAAGCUCUGGAAAAGAAAAUUCAUCUACGACCAAAAGUAAUACCAAAGCGGGUCAUGAUGCCAGAAGACGUAAUAUUUGAACAUUUAUCAUUGUUUAAACAUUCUGGAAUACCCCUGACAAUUAUGACAUACCAUUUCUUUCAAGAAGUGAAUGGGAUGAUGGAAAACCACUUCAAUCGGCUGGCUUCAUUUAAGGACUGGCCACUGAGUGCUCCAGUGUCUGCACUACGGUUAGUGGACUCUGGCUUUUACUUCGAUGUUCAGAAAUCUUCAGUGGCAUGCUAUGCCUGUAAACUUCACAUUGAAACUAGAGAAUUAAGUUCUCUCUUGGAAGGUGAUACUGUUCUGAAUAUGCAUUUGAGAUUGUCAGAAAAUUGUUUUCAUGCUCUUCAACAGAAGAAAGAUAAGGAAGGUAUAGGAAAUUUUGUUUUACCAUUUCAUAAGCCAAAAAGUGAAAUGAACACUGGUAUCUUCAGUUCCAGUAUUCAUGGUGGUCUACAGAUAGAGAAUAGCAACCCAGUCCCUGAAAUGAAAAAUUUAGGAAUAAGUGAGAAAAAUGGUUCAAAUACCCACAAUAUUUUUCAACCAUACAUUGGGGCAACUAGUGAAAAUAUCAAUGUACAACAGCAAGACAAAAUAUCUAACAUAACACGGGAUUUCUUUUUCAAUAAAAAUGAAGAAACUUAUCCUAAAUAUGACAGUGGAUACAAUUCACAGAAGGGUAUCUCUCAUCCAACAGAGAAUGUGUCAGAUGCAAGAGGACUUCCAAUUCAGACAGCGAGCACAGAUUCCUUAAGCUACAUGGCCAUGCUCAGUGAAGAUCACCUUCAACCACAUUCACUAUUUGGAGAAGACACCAUUGCUGCCACUGCAGAGUCAUUAGAGAUGGAAACCACCCCAUCACCAGGAAUACCAAUCCAUGACUCAAAUGAAAUAAAGAAAUCUUCAACAAAUGCAUCCUUAUUUGAUACCAUAGCCACAGAAGAAGAACCAUCUUACUCCAUGAGGCAUCCAGAUUACAAAACUGUAGAAUCCAGAUUGAGAACCUUUGUCUUCUGGCCCUUCAAUGAUAAACAGAAUAAAGUAUUGUUGGUGCAGUGUGGGUUUUUCUUCACUGGUCAGCAGGACAUUGUAAGGUGCUUUGCCUGUGAUAUUGGUCUGGCUGAGUGGGACGAAACAGAUGACCCGUGGUCAGAGCAUGCCAGGCACUCACCGCACUGUAAAUAUCUCAAAAAAAUGAAAGGACAGGACUUCAUUAAUCGUGUACAGCAAGAAUGGAGAAAAAUAUAUAAUCCUAAAACUCCUCAAAUGCAAGAUUUCAACAGACGAUUAGAAUCGUUCCAAACAGACAAAUGGCCAUCCUCCAUCACCCAGACUCCAAAACAAAUCGCUGAAGCUGGAUUUUACUUCACAGGUGAGGAGGAUGCAGUCCGAUGUCAUUAUUGUGAUGGGGGAUUACGGGAGUGGGAACCAGGUGAUGACCCUUGGACUGAGCAUGCUCGAUGGUUUCCAUUCUGUAAGUUUGUUAUGAAGAUCAAAGGGAUACAAUUCAUUGAUGAAAUUCAACAGAAAUAUGAGAUGGGAGCAGGCAAUUUGGAUUCCUUGCCUCAGUCAGGAUGUAACACUGCUGGUCCUGGAAAGCCCAGUGAAGAGGACAACAACCCUAUUUGCUCACAAGCUGCCAGGAGUCUUAUCAGCAUGGGGUAUUCUAAGGUCAAAGUUCAACAUGUCAUUGACAGAUUCGUUGCAGAAAAAGGACACAAUGACUAUACUACCAGCAAUCUUUUGGACUUAUUGUUGGAAAUGGAGGAUAAAGGGGAAACAUUUCCUCCUGAAGCGACGGUCCAACCACAGUCCAAGCCUACCUCUCAAGGCCCAGGGAACAUAGCAUCAUUUACAGAAACCUCAGAAAGUGAACAAGAAUUAGACCCAGAAAUCAUUGAAGAAGAAAACCAGAGACUGAAGAAACAGUUACUGUGUGUUAAAUGUGAGAAGUCAGAGAGGGUCAUUGUGUUCACGCCCUGUGGCCACAGGCUAGUCUGUAAACCCUGCUCUGAACCAAUGAAGAAAUGCAUCAAAUGCAAGAAAAAGAUACAAAAGAAAGUCAAAACAUUCCUAUGCUAACCAGAAUUUAGGCCAUUCCAUGUAGAAAUAUCC